CUCCUAUCACCUCCCAAAUUCAUCCAGCCAUGCCACCCAAAAAUCCCGGCCUUUUCUACCGAAACGGACGCGAGGAAACGUUCACAGACCGCCCAAUCGGCCGGAGCAAAGAGACAACCUCAUGGCCCGAAGAUGGCUUGUAUCCCACCGCUACACAGAUGGCACUUUGCGGCUUCUAUUAUACCCCCACCAAGGCCAGUCUAUACAAAGCUACAUGCUUUCUGUGUAAAAGGUCUGAGACGCUAUGGCGAGGCGUGGAAAACCCAGCGGCGCUACACUUGCAAACCAAUCCUGAAUGUGCCUGGGCGCAGCUCAUCUCUUACUACCUCUUUGCCGAGUCCAAAACUACGAUAGACUGGACAGCGGUGCCCAUGUUCCUGGAGCCGUUCGGCAAGGCGUGCUACACCCUUAGAGAACAGACGUUUGGUCGCUGGAGCGGAAAACACCACACUAAGGAGGACAUGCUCAACGCUGGGUUUUUCUUUAACCCAGAGAACAAAGAAGACGACUGCUGCCAGUGUAUGUACUGUGGUGUGUCGCUAGCUGGGUUCGAGCCAGAGGACGACCUCUUCAAGGAACAUUGGGACCGCAAAGACAGGCUCGGCGUGGAGUGUUAUGCGAUGCUUAAGCACCAGGAGAUGCAACAGUCGGAUAAACGGACCAGCGGAGUCACAAUCGAGCCACGGAAGAAGCGCAAGUUAAGAGCAGUGACAAAGUCUCCUGAUCCCGUUUCCCCAGCUGUGACGUUGAAGAGAAACACAAAGUUCAAUGAAUCUAUCGAGAUGCACAACUCCAGUCCGGAAAAACCAAAGCCACUGGGAUCCCCGAAACACGUGUCGUUCUCUGAGUCGAGUGACGAGGCAGAACCCAAUAAUGGCCUAGUUGAAGUUGAGCCACUGGAGCCCAAAGACGUAGCUGAUCAUGACGCAGCUAUCAGCCUCAGCUCUGAUUUGGAAGGAGAAAACAACCGCGAAAAAAUCCCGACCGCCAGACGCGCUAGAAACACAUCGCUUCGAUCCUUACGUGCGACAGUUUCGUUGGAGCCUGAAAGGCUGCGCCAGGCAACCAAAUCGCCACGCAGAGAUGACCCUCUCAGAAGCUCACGGUCUAUCUUCGAUUUCCCGAGCGACGACGAGGACGAUCUCUUUGAUAAGCGUGAAUCCUUGGGGACAAAGCUCAAGUCACAGAGCCAGCUAACCAAUGCUAUGCCGCUAAAGGUUGGGGCAAAGAAAAGCUCUCUGCCAGCUAAACCACUAAGAGCUGCCACCCCAGUGGAGGCUAAUGCAACCGUACUGGUGGAUACCACUGUUAGAACCAUGGCUUCCGUCCCAAAUACUAUUGCUAAAUCAUCGAAGGGUGUGAUUCUUGAUGCAGACCAAAAUACACCUUCACCGGUCCAUCCUGUGGGAAACACCUCUCAAAGGAAGCCUGGCAGCUCUCCAAUCAAGUUCAGCAUGAUUUAUUCCUCUGAUGAGGGUGAAAAGUCAGACAGGGACGCUUUGGCAGAAUCUACUCCACAUGCGAAAACAGCUCAUAAGACAGUCGGCACAGAGAGAAUUCUGAAAUCCAAAAUUGCUCUCCAGUUGACUCUAGAACCUUCACCACUGUUAUUAUUUCCGCAGUCGCCAUCGCCAUCUGCUAAACGUAUAACCGAGGAUGCAGUUGGUGCAACUAUGAGUUCAGGAGAUGAUUCCUUCCAUUCUACACGUCUAGCCCUGGAGUCAGAGCUCAUUAACGAUGAUGAGGAACGCAAAGUGCAGAGAAAAGAUACUGAAAUGACUGUUGUGAGAAAGUCGGAAGCGAUGGUGCUGGUGCCAGAAAAUAUGAAUAUAGAAGAAAAGGCUAUUUAUGAAGAUAUAGAGAACAAGGCUAUAUCUGAUGAAGGGAAUGCGAAGGAAAAGGCUAUUUCUGAAGAUGCAAUUGAAACAGUCAUUAGCGUUCUGAAUGCAAUGCACACCCACGAAAAUGAAACCGCUCUGGAAGGAACUGCUAUCUCAGAAGAGAUCACCCUGGGCCAUGAAACGCUUACCCGCGAAGAUGCUGCUCUGGUAAAGGAACAAAAGAAGGAUAUCAAAUCACUGGUGGCGAUCAAUGGGAAUAAGGUUGCACACCAAGAUUAUAUGCUCUUGGAGUCCACCCGAGCUGACUCUAGCCACUCAAAAUUGGUUCUCACGCACACCCCAAAUGUCAAACACAAUUUCAUUGAAUCCAGCACGCCGGUGAUUCGCGACACUGAGGUGUGGGUGCCAUCGAAAGAGAAAAGGGUAUUUGAGUUGGUUAGUGACAUGGGUACUGUCUCACAGUAUUUGGGCAACGUUUCCGCGUCCCACUACGAGUUGAAUGACGAUAUGGAUGGGACGCUAACCAGUUUCAUCGCCAACAUGCCGGAGGAGGAAUUAGGAAUGACGAUUUCGGAGUGGAUCCAGUAUAUUUCGAAACAAGGACGCUCGAUGUUGAUGACGUCAGGUCUGUCGAUGCUCAAAUACUACGAGGAAGAGUAUAAGCGGGGGUUGGCGUUCUUGAACAAGCUCCCAGUGGUAGAGAAAGGCGAUGAUAGCGACAUGUCACUUACGUCUGACAGUGACAUGGAUGACUACGAUUUGCAUUAACCCCAUGUAAGAGUAUUACCCACUGAGGUAUGAGCUUGGGGCUUAUCUUAUUGAACCAUGCUAUUGGGUACAAGUUAUAGGAGAUGAUUCCACCAUUACGCUGAAAGGGCGUGCCAGAGAGUACACCAGCAUUUUCAGUACCAAACUGUUGUUGGUACUGGUUUAAUCUUCGUUUCCGAUUGAUGCACAUUUACUGAUCUUGACUUUUGACUUCCAACUGAGAAUUUAUCAAUCUUUUCUCUGCUAGUGUCAUUUAUUGUAAAACCAUCCAAACCCUCACCGACGGAGAAGCCCUACCAUAGCCAUAUAACUUCAGAGCCACUAUGUACGGGAAAAAAUAAAAGGAGCUUGCGGCUUUUUAGGAUUUAACCUCAUAUCCACUGUAAUAAUUAUAGA
Molecule: messenger RNA, 3005 nt
Organism: Babjeviella inositovora NRRL Y-12698
Lineage: Eukaryota; Fungi; Ascomycota; Pichiomycetes; Serinales
Product: baculoviral IAP repeat-containing protein
Exons: 2
Coding region: 30-2609 (859 amino acids)
Source: RefSeq, a predicted model, not a curated record